AUGAGGAUGAAAAAGUCACUAUUCAUCUUGACAAUCGCCAGCUUCUCAUCGGUUCUGUGCCACGAUGGCGCCCCAUUCGACUAUUUCAUGUUCACAACAAUUUACCCGACGGCCGUGUGUCGAGCCGACGACGAUUCUGUCCCGGAUUCGUGUGAAAUUCCGUCCGGAACGCCACAAUGGACGAUUCACGGACUGUGGCCCAACUAUGAGAAUGGCUCGUAUCCACAGAACUGUCAAGGAACACCGAAACACUUUGAUGAGCACCUUAUCAGAGAUAUCGAGACGCAGUUGAGGACGGUCUGGCCGAACUUGUACCCGGCAAAGAGCAUCCAGUCGUUCUGGAAGCACGAGUAUGACAAGCACGGAACAUGUGCUCAGAGCGAUGAUCGAUUCGACACCGAGCUGCUCUACUUCAAAGAGUGCGUCCGUUGUUUGAGAGGGUUUUGAGAGAUGUUCUGUUGUUUCAGAGUGAUGAGAGUGCACGAAUCGAUCAAUGUGGCCGAGGGAAUGGCGUCGAUCGGACCAUCGGACAAACCGAUCAACGCGGACGAAGUACUCAAAGCGCUUUCGGGAGUGACCGGAGGAAAACAGUUCCAUUUCAACUGUCUCAGAGACAAAAAGACAAAGCAGUUCCUGCUCGGCGACGUUCGGUUGUGCUUGAACAAAGAUCUGAGCAUUCGGGACUGUCCGGACAGUCGCAAUAGCCGCAACAACCGAGUGAGCAGGUUCGGCAGAUCCGCCGCGGGCCAUCAGCCUCUGCCAAACUUCCAAGUGAGUCAGAAACAAACGCCAGAUGUGUUUUAUUAG
This is a messenger RNA of Caenorhabditis sp. 36 PRJEB53466, 807 nucleotides long. The record is from the annotation of a GenBank genome assembly. Lineage: Eukaryota; Metazoa; Nematoda; Chromadorea; Rhabditida; Rhabditidae.